AUGGGCCGAAGGGGGUCUGGUAUGGUGGUGGAUGUUGGUAGGCCUAAUGAUGAAGCAGAGGAGGAUGAGGAGGAGGGAGAUGGUGAGCGUAGCGAGCAUAGUGACGAUCAUAGUGAGCAGCGGGAGAAUGAGGAGUGUUGGGGGGCCGAAGGGGAACUUACCCCGGUUUGGAGGGGUGAAGGGGAGAUUACCACCCAGGGAAGCGGGGACUGGGGAGAAGAGGCAGAGAGGGAGAGGGAGAGGGAGAGGGAGGAAGAGGGGGAGGGGGUUUGGACACCUGUGCUAACCCCUCAGGGCAGUUGGAGGGGGGACAUGUCAGGGAGCGAGAGAGGGAAGGGUCGGAAGGGGAAGGGUCUGGAAGGGUGGGACGGGCUGGUGGGGGAGAGAGAGGGUAGGUACGAGGAUGAGAGGGGGAGUGAGGAGGGAAGUGAGAGGAGGAGUGAGGAGGGAAGUGAGAGGGGGAGUGAGGGGUCUAGGGGUGAAGAAGAGGAGAGGGAGAGGCAGUGGGAGAGUCUGAGGGACGGGGAAGAGGAGGGGAGUGUGAGAGAUGAGGAUGAGGAGAUGGAGAGAGGGGAGAGUGAGGGGGAACGUGAGGGAGAGAGUGCGGAGGAAGAGAGGGAGAGACAAUGGGCCGAGAUGCAUGCUGGUAGUGAGGAAGGGAGUGAGGAUGGAAGUUGA
Messenger RNA from Closterium sp. Naga37s-1, 678 nucleotides. Lineage: Eukaryota; Viridiplantae; Streptophyta; Zygnematophyceae; Desmidiales; Closteriaceae. The record is from the annotation of a GenBank genome assembly.